Echinostoma caproni is the source of this 1614-nucleotide messenger RNA. NCBI's taxonomy places the organism in Eukaryota, Metazoa, Platyhelminthes, Trematoda, Plagiorchiida, Echinostomatidae. The record is from the annotation of a GenBank genome assembly.
AUGCCAGUCCAGUCCAGUCCACACCAAUCCGGUCCAGUCCAGUCCAGUCCAUUCAAGCACCGUCCAGUCCAAUCCAGUCCAGUCCAUUCCAGUCCACCCCAUCCCUUCCAGUCCAUUCUAGUCCAGUCCAGUCCAGUGCAGAUUAGUACAGCCACGUCCACUCCAGUCCAGUCCAGUCCAAUCCAGUCCAGUCAAUUCCAGGCCAGUCCAACCCAGUCCAGUCAAUUCCAGUCCAGUCCAGCACAGUCCAGUCCAGUCCAGUCCAGUCCAAUCCAGUCCAGUCCAUUCCUUUCCAGUCCAGUCCACUCCAGUCCAAUCCAUUGCAGUCUAGUCCACGCCAGGCCAGUCCAGUCCAGUACAGUCCAGUCACGUCCAUUGCAGUUUUGUAUAGUCAUGUCCACUGCAGACCAGUCCAAUCCCAUCCAGGCCAGUCCAGUCCAGUCCAGUCCAAUCCAGUCCAGUCCAUUCCUUCCCAGUCCAGUCCAGUCCAGUCCACUCCAUUGCAGCCCAGUCCACGCCAGUCCAGUCCAGUCCAGUACAGUCCAGUCACGUCCAGUGCAGCUUUGUGUAGUCAUGUCCACUGCAGACCAGUCCAAUCCCAUCCAGGCCAGUCCAGUCCAAUCCGGUCCAACCGUGUCCAGUCCAGUACAUUCCGGUCCAGCAAAGUGCAGUCCAGUCCAGUCCAGUCGAGUGCAGUCCAGUCCAGACCAGUCCAGUCCGGUCCAGUCCAGUCCAGUCCAGUCCAGUCCAGUCCAGUCCAGUCCAGUCCAGUCCACUCGAUUCCGGUUUUUACAGUCCAGUCAAGUCCAGUUCAGCACAGUCCAGUCCAGUCCGGUCCCGUCCAGUCCAGUCCAGUCCAGUCCAUCCAGUCCAGUCCCGUCCACACCAGGCCAGUCCAGUCCAGUCGAGUUCAGUCCCGUCCAGUGCAGUCCGGUCCACUCCAUUGCAGUCCAUUCCAGUCCACUCCAGUUCAUUCCAGUCCAGACCUGUCCAGUGCAGUUUAGCACAGUCUCGUCCAGUCCAGUCCAGUCCAGUCCAAUCCAGGACAGUCCAGUCCUGUCCAGUCAAGCACAGUCCGGUUCAGUGCAGUGCAGUCCACUCCAUUGCAGUCCAGCCCACUCCAGUCCAGUCUUGUCCAGNAGUCCAGUCCAGUCCAGUCCAGUCCAGUCCAGUCCAACCUUGUCCAGUCCAGUCCAGUCCAGUCCAGUCCAGUCCAGUCCAGUCCAACCCGAUCCGGUACAGUCCAGUCCGGUCCAGUCGAGUCCAGCUAUGCCCAAACCAGCCCAUUCCAAUUUAGUCCAGUCCAGUCCAGUGCUUCCAGUUCAGCCCAGUCCAGUCCAGUCCGGUCCAGUCCAUUCUAGUCAAAUCCAGUACAGUUCAGCCCAGUCCAAUCCAGUCCGGUCCAUUCCAGUCCAGUCCAGUCCAGUCCAGUCCAGUCCAGUGAAGAUUAGUACAGCCACGUCCACUCCAGUCCAGUCCAGUCUAAUCCAGGCCAGUCCAGUCCAGUCCAGUCCAUCCCUGUCCAGUGCAGUCCAGUACAGUCCAGCACAGUCCAGUCCAGUCCAGUCCAGUCCAAUCCAGUCCAGUCAAUUCCUUUCCAGUCCAGUCCAGUAG